GAGAUUCUUCCCUUUCUCUCACAGUGACUAUUUGUUCAAGCUGCUUCUGAUUGGUGACUCUGGGGUUGGAAAGUCUUGUCUUCUUCUUCGAUUUGCGGACGACACAUACACAGAAAGUUAUAUUAGUACUAUUGGUGUGGACUUCAAAAUAAGGACCAUAGAACUGGAUGGAAAGACCAUCAAACUUCAAAUUUGGGAUACAGCGGGUCAAGAGCGGUUUCGUACAAUCACGUCCAGCUAUUACAGAGGUGCUCACGGUAUCAUUGUGGUGUACGAUGUCACCGAUCAGGAGUCUUUCAACAAUGUCAAACAGUGGCUGCAGGAGAUUGACCGCUACGCCAGUGAAAAUGUCAACAAGCUGCUGGUUGGGAACAAGUGUGACCUCACAACAAGGAAGGUGGUGGAUUACACCACAGCCAAGGAGUUUGCUGACUCUCUGGGCAUCCCUUUCUUAGAAACCAGCGCUAAGAAUGCAACCAACGUGGAGCAGGCCUUCAUGACCAUGGCUGCUGAAAUCAAGAGGAGGAUGGGCCCCGGGGCCGCAGCCGGAGGUGGGGAGAAGCCCAACGUGAAGCUGACCCCCGGCACUACUGUCCAACCUUCAUCAGGAGGAUGCUGCUGAGAGAGACGGCACAUCCACUUUGAACCCUGACCCCCCCAUCAGACUCCACUGUCCACUGUGCCCCAGGAAGUCCCACCCACAGCCAGAGAGAAGAGCUGAUUGACAGAGAGAGAGAGUGUGUGUGUGUGUGUUUGUACUGUAGAUAAUGUAGCAGCGCGACUCAAGUUCUUGAGGAGAAAUGGUGAUGCCUCCACCUCUGACCUCUGACCUCAGACUGCACUUUGACCUGGUCCAGAACCCUCUGCAUUCCUCCGGUGGGGCUGCUUCAUCACUUUCUUUCAUUUCUUCUUCUCUUUCCAAAGGGCAUGUUGGUCUGUUUUUGUUUUUGAACUGUGCACAGGAGCAACUCUCUCCUGCCCCCUGGUGGUCUGGUGGGGCAGUGUAAGUACAUGCACAUCUUGUGCGUGUGUGUCGUCGUGCUCGAUGCGUGAUGGGGACACUUUUGAAUCUGUCUCUCUGUGAGAUUUGUGGCUGAAGGUGAUUGUAAAUUUGUUUCUCAACAUGUAAGACUUGAUUUGAAAAUAAAUAUUGUAAGACCAGACUCUGAAA
Messenger RNA from Thalassophryne amazonica, 1171 nucleotides. Its product is annotated as ras-related protein ORAB-1-like. Gene Ontology annotation, molecular function: GTP binding; GTPase activity. The annotation marks the transcript as partial. The transcript has 5 exons. The record is from RefSeq and is a predicted model, not a curated record. Lineage: Eukaryota; Metazoa; Chordata; Actinopteri; Batrachoidiformes; Batrachoididae.